AUGUCGGAAAAAAGCUUACAAGAAAUUCGCGAUAAACAGGCUGGGUUAAGCCUCAGUCUGGCCAAAGAAGACUUCGAGAGGGGCAUCAACAACAUCAACAACUUCCACGAGACGGGCUCCCAGACCAUUGAGGGAGAGUUCGUGAACCCCAAAGCCAUCGACGAUGACAUCAAGCAGAAGAAGGAGUUGUAUAAACAGCUCAAGUUCCAGUACCUCGAGCAAGAAACCAAGGAAAAAUUCUUGCGGAUUAUUCUUGACAACCCACCGCGGUACAUCGACAAUAGCGACCUCGCGGAAAUUGACCAACAAACAAGCGCGUUGAAGCAGGGCCUCAGAACCAAGAAGGCAAGCGUAGAGCAGCGGUCGAAGCAGCUCGAGGCUCUUUCGGCGGAGGUUUUGAUCGAGAACCGGCAGUUGGACUCAAACAUCGCCGAAAUCUCCAAUGGGAUGCAAGCCAUUGCAGCGAUGCAGGCGGAAAUCGACCAGCUUGAGAAUGAGGACUGGAACAAUGAAGACAACACCUUGCUGCAGAUCAACGAUUUGUUGAAGCAGACAGGGGAACCGGGUGAGAGCCAUUCGGCGUCCACCAUUCCUGAUAUUAAAUCACAGAUCCAGUUGAAGAGGCAGGGCAUUACCCAACUUGAUGUGACGGUUGGUGCUGCGCAAAGUGAGGCCCACGAGGCCGAAUCGGCUCUUGCGAGUAGCAAAUCCACGCUUAAGGAGCUCACCGACCAGAACAGAGGGUUGGUUCGUACCAUCGAGGAGGAGAGGCUUCUUGCGGAAGCAGCCAGGGCGAAGUCCGACGCAACCGGCCUGCUCGGUGAUGCGCGGUCCAAGGCGGACAAAUGGCUCAACGAAUUGAUCAACAUCUGGUGCUCCUUCUCCAAUCCAACCAUCGAGGAUCUAGAUAUCUUGCCUCUGGACGAGCAUAGCUUCAAGCUCGUCAUGAAAAUAAGAGAUAGGGCACCCCUUACGUUGCACAUGUCCAAGACCAACUUCACCAUUUUGCGCGUCGAGCCCCUGUCAGAAGCGGGGAGCGCUACCCAAAUUAUCCAGAGAGCAAAUCGCUCUGCAGACCCGAUCAACUACUUCAUGCAGCUGUUUGUCCACCAGUAG
Messenger RNA from Babjeviella inositovora NRRL Y-12698, 1116 nucleotides. RefSeq lists its product as uncharacterized. The transcript has a single exon. The record is from RefSeq and is a predicted model, not a curated record. Gene Ontology annotation, cellular component: kinetochore. Lineage: Eukaryota; Fungi; Ascomycota; Pichiomycetes; Serinales. Gene Ontology annotation, biological process: protein localization to kinetochore; kinetochore assembly; attachment of mitotic spindle microtubules to kinetochore. Bases 1 to 1116 code for a protein of 371 amino acids.